AUGAGCAGUGUAAUGUUAUUAUCCAUGUCUCUCUUACUUGAUCAACCAUUACUACCGUUUCUUUUGGUUUUAGUAGUGUUGUUCUACUUAAUACACCAAAUACUAUGUCAUCUCCGGCGAGUACUCACCGGAAAAGGAGGCGGCAGCAGUGGCGGUGGUGGCGGCAGCCCGCCGUGUUAUCCGGUAUUGGGGUGUUUGGUUUCAUUCUACAAAAAUAAGACUCGGUUGCUUGAUUGGUAUACUGAGCUUUUAGAAGGGUCACCAACAAAUACCAUAGUGGUUCAAAGGCUUGGUGCUCGGCGGACCAUAGUGACAGCCAACCCUGAAAAUGUUGAGUAUAUGUUAAGAGCCAACUUCAAUAAUUUCCCAAAAGGAAGACCCUUUACUGAAAUUCUUGGAGAUUUUCUUGGCUAUGGGAUAUUUAAUGUAGAUGGGGAGCUAUGGAAGACUCAAAGAAAGCUUGCAAGUCAUGAGUUUAGUACAAAGUCUUUACAAGAAUAUGUUAUGAACACUUUGGAGGAUGAGGUUGAGAAUUGUUUAUUGCCUUUGUUUGAAUCUUUGGCAGAGGAAAACAGAGGAGUUGUGGACUUACAAGAUUUGUUGAGACGUUUUGCUUUUAAUGUUAUAUGCAAAGUUUCACUUGGUAUUGAUAGGUGUAGUUUGGACCCUUGUGUUGUGCCAGUGUCACCACUUGCGCGCGCGUUUGAUGCUGCUUCUGAGAUAUGCGCACGCCGUGGUGCUGCGCCUUUGUUUAUAGUAUGGAAAAUUAAGAGAUGGUUUGGUGUUGGUUCGGAGAAGAAGUUGAAGGCUGCUGUUGAGGAAGUUCAUCAUUUUGUUAUGGAUAUAAUUCAUCAAAGGAAGAGCAAAAUCAACGGUGAAGAUGGUGGUGGUGAUGAUGAUGAUCAAGAUCUUUUGACUAGGCUUAUAAUGGCUGGACAUGAUGAGGAGGUGAUUAGAGAUAUGGUGAUAAGUUUCAUCAUGGCUGGGAGGGACACAACUUCGGCUGCAAUGACAUGGCUAUUUUGGUCACUUUCUUGUCACCCUGAAGCUGAGAAACAAGUGGUGAAAGAGAUUGAAACUAUUGGUAAUGAAGAAAGUAAUAAGUUGGGUUAUGAAUGUUUGAAGAAAUUAAAGAUGUUAGAGGCUUGUAUUUGUGAGUCCAUGAGGCUUUAUCCACCGGUACCUUGGGACUCAAAACAUGCCAUAAAAGAUGAUUUGUUGCCUGACAAAACUCAUGUGAAGGCAGGUGAUAGAGUGACUUAUUUCCCUUAUGGGAUGGGAAGAAUGGAAGCUUUAUGGGGAAAAGACAGGUUGGAGUUUAAACCAGACAGGUGGUUUCUUGAACCAAAGAAAGAAACAGGAGGGAAUCUCAAGAAGGUAUGCCCUUUUAAGUUUCCAGUCUUUCAUGCUGGUCCAAGAGUUUGUCUUGGUAAAGAAAUGGCAUUCAUUCAGAUGAAAUAUGUGGUGGCUUCAAUUCUCAGAAGAUUCAAGAUCAGACCGGUAACCGGUUCGACCAGACCGGUUUUUGUUCCGUUACUGACGGCUCACAUGGCCGGAGGAUUAAAGGUUUUGGUUAGGAAGAGAGACUGACUAAGAUUGGAAAGAAAGAAGGGAAAAAAAAUCUAAAAACAAAAAAAGCAUUAAAAUAGUAAGGUCAAUGGUUCUUUCUUUCUUUCUUUUUUGUUUAAAUUAAACCUUGUUGGAUGGCAUAACAUGCCACAUGCCUCUCUUUUUUUUUUUGGUUGUUGUAUAAUCAUCAAAAAUCAAUAGUUGAAAAAGAAAAGAAAAGAAACCAUUGUGUACGACCAACAAAU
Cannabis sativa is the source of this 1814-nucleotide messenger RNA. Its product is annotated as cytochrome P450 94B3. The coding region runs from base 1 to 1590 and encodes 529 amino acids. NCBI's taxonomy places the organism in Eukaryota, Viridiplantae, Streptophyta, Magnoliopsida, Rosales, Cannabaceae. The transcript has a single exon. The record is from RefSeq and is a predicted model, not a curated record. Gene Ontology annotation, molecular function: monooxygenase activity; heme binding; oxidoreductase activity, acting on paired donors, with incorporation or reduction of molecular oxygen.